GUCGAUGAUUCACUCUUAUCAUUGUGCAAUUGUGCACAGCUGAUUUGAUGAAAUAUAGCAAAUAAACGUAGGCUACUUCUGCGAUUGAAUAAAUGUUUUAAUAAAAACUUUAUAUUUUACGUCUUCUUUUAUUUAUAGUUUACAGGGAAGACAUAUUUUAUACAACUCAUUAAAAAUCAGGCUGAUGAUGUUUAUUUAAACGCUGUCUACGUUAAUCAUGGUCAUGCAGACAUGGUUUUCACGUUACACUUGUAAUUCUGUUUACGUAUGUACUUUUUUUAUCUGCGAUAUCUUGCGGGAAAUAUAUCUGGAAAAAUAUUUUACAAAUUGAAUUAUUCCGCAUUCAAUUUUCGAUGAUAUUCAAGUUUUCGAUUUAUAAUGUAUUUGACAGAAUAAUGAAAAUUUUUAUAUAUCCACUUAAAAAAUUGUUAUUUCUGGAAUAAGUUGCCAAGAGACUUCCAGUGCAAUAUAAUGAAUAAUCUUGCUGGACAGUUUCGCAAGACGACAUGGGAUCCAAUUCUUAUAAUUUCCCAGAUAAUUGCUGUGCAGACUGUCAUGUAUUUCUGUCUCGGAUUCUGGAUUUGGAUUGUUGCUUCGAUAUUGAGUUCAACAAAAUCGCUGGAUUAUGUCUUUCAGUACAAGGAGAUACAUGUUCGUGACUUUGGAGGACAAUUAAUUAUUGUUACAUUUGUUCUAAAUGCAUUGGUGGGUGCAAUUGCGUUAUGGUGGUUAGUGCAAAGAACGAAAUUGUGCAUGGAUUUUGCAUGUACAGCCCAUUGUAUUCAUUUGAUCUGUUGCUGGGUGUACAAUGGAACUUAUCCAACAUCCUUCAGCUGGUGGUGUUUAAAUCUCGUAUCGUUAAGUAUAAUGUGUGUCUGUGGAGAAUUUCUUUGUAUGAGAACAGAAUUGCAAGCAAUACCCUUGAGUAUGAACAGUCAGAAGACAGCUUUAUGAAAUACAAACACAAAAAAAAAUUUGUGAGAUAAAAAAAUAAAGACUAAAUAAAAUCUUUUCAGUAAAUA
Molecule: messenger RNA, 1022 nt
Organism: Cataglyphis hispanica
Lineage: Eukaryota; Metazoa; Arthropoda; Insecta; Hymenoptera; Formicidae
Gene: Sys1
Product: protein SYS1 homolog
Exons: 2
Coding region: 472-954 (160 amino acids)
Biological process (GO): protein localization to Golgi apparatus; Golgi to endosome transport; Golgi to plasma membrane protein transport
Cellular component (GO): trans-Golgi network; Golgi membrane
Source: RefSeq, a predicted model, not a curated record